Molecule: messenger RNA, 1842 nt
Organism: Rasamsonia emersonii CBS 393.64
Lineage: Eukaryota; Fungi; Ascomycota; Eurotiomycetes; Eurotiales; Trichocomaceae
Exons: 5
Source: RefSeq, a predicted model, not a curated record
GGCUUUAUUCCGUGCCUAGGAGCUCUGAUCAAAGAAGAAAACGGAACCCUCCGUGACAAAGAACGCCUUACAGAGCGAAAGACGAUGAACUGCUAUUCAAUGUCCACGCCACCCUGUGCCAACACGGGGCGAGAUGAGGACUCACCAUGUCCGAAUCAAGCUACUAAGGCAUGCAAAGACUGUCAUCUCGUUCAGGUUCGUAUCCCUUCACCCGGCCUGAAAAGCUUCGCAGCUAACAGACUGCUUGCUCAGUACUGUAGCAGAGACUGCCAGGUCGCGCAUUGGCCCGUACACAAAAGAGACUGCAAGUCUAAGCUUCUGCAACAGACUUGGAGACCCUCCUGGGAAGAAGAAAGACGGCUUCCUGCUUUCGUCACUGCUACAGCAGGCUUGACGACACAUGGGGCGAAGAAAUACCCGUGGGGAAACACGCCAGCGUUGGACGUGUUGAACUUGGAACAAAAUGAAGGCUGCAAUUUCCGUGGAGAUCUUGAUCUGCUUUUCGCCGCAUCGGGCGAUCUUCGCAACGUUGUCAAGUCCCUGGCGUCACUGCCAGCCGAUUUCUCCGGGAAUUGCAAUAUCGUGGUCAAUGACAGGGAUUUGGACAUCGUUGCCAGGAAUGUCCUGCUCAUCCUUGUCUCAUUUCACUAUGAACCUGCGGAAGCAAGUGUGAUAAUGGUGCACCUGUGGUAUUCUGCGCUUCUUCCAGAGGCAAUGCUCUCCUCCUUACGCGCCAAGUUAUUACCUCUGAUCCAAGACGCAUGCUCGAAAGUCCGUGACAAAAGAAAGGAUGCUCUGCUAGCGAAGACUUGGAAGUGCGGAUCGAGGUCCCUGCGUCUCGUUUUGCGGAAGGAGCAAUGGGAUCAACUUCCUGCAUACCUUGACGUGCCUGCAGGACUGUCAACAGAUCAGGCUCAACGCGUGCGGAGGUCGACAACAUUAGCACCGCACCGAGAAGAUUAUCGCCAUCGUGAUCUGUACAACAAACCUCCCGAGUGGAGAGUCUGCAUUAUGAAGUUUCGCGAAGAUGGAAUUCUCCUGCCAUUUGGGGCAUGCCGUCGGGAGUUUUGCACGCCGAAUCCAACUUUUUAUCAAACGACCUCAUGGCCAAUGAAAGAUUCUGCAGACCCCCUCGACGGAUGGCGCAUCCAAGAGGUCAUGUCGAAGGCUCCGCUUGCGGAGAAGGACCUUUAUGGAAGCCUCUUUCUCUUCCUGCGCGAUUUGUUUUCCAAGUAUUGCGCUCGACUCGCCACGAUCAGCGUCAGUUUCCAGCUUUUCCACCUCGAUGCGACUACUCUUCCCGCUUCCUUGAAAAGCGAUGGCAUCAGUCCAACUUCAUUCGACCGUAUUGAGGUGUCAAAUAUCGCAGACAAUGCCUAUCUUGGUCCCCGGACGAUGCUGUCUACGUUUGGUCCUUUACUGAAGAAACAGACGGAGAAUCCCCACGCGACUCUGAUAGGACUGUUUCUCAACGCCAUUGACGAAGAAGACUCGCAAUCUUUAGCAUCUCUGAAGUCUGAUCUGUCCUACCUCAGUCGCUUUCUCCCAAUCACUCCUAAUUUCGUGCGGCGAGGCGACAAAUCAGAUGCUGAUUUUCUGAGACUGAUAUUUGCGCGAGACAUGGUCCGCGAUGUCGACGCCAUAUUCGGACGGUACAUGAAGAAGCAUCGAUUCAAGGAAAUCACACGAGAUGCAGGGCUUGCGAUGAAAUCGAAAAACACAAUCAUCCCUCCGUUCCCAAUGCGACUGCCAAAGAACGCGACGCAAAAGGAGUUCGAUUUGCUUCUGGCGUCGGCCCAUACUGGCUCUGAAAGAUACGUGGAGUGGAAGAGGUUGGAAUAG